Molecule: messenger RNA, 933 nt
Organism: Aureobasidium pullulans EXF-150
Lineage: Eukaryota; Fungi; Ascomycota; Dothideomycetes; Dothideales; Saccotheciaceae
Product: nascent polypeptide-associated complex subunit beta
Exons: 3
Coding region: 18-485 (155 amino acids)
Cellular component (GO): nascent polypeptide-associated complex; cytosol
Source: RefSeq, a predicted model, not a curated record
CUCCCUCCAUCGCAACCAUGGACCAAGCAAAGCUCCAACGUCUUCAAAAUGCCGUGCGCAUCGGCGGAAAGGGUACUCCCAGAAGAAAGGUCAAGAAGGUCAACAGAUCCGGUGGUGGUGACGACAAGAAGCUCCAGGCCGCUCUCAAGAAGAUGAACGUCCAGCCCAUUCCCGCCAUUGAGGAGGUCAACAUGUUCAAGUCGGACGGCAACGUCAUCCACUUCGCCGCCCCCAAGGUUCACGCCGCCAUCCCCUCCAACACCUUCGCCAUCUACGGCAACGGUGAGGACAAGGAGCUGACCGAGCUCGUCCCCGGCAUCCUCAACCAGCUUGGCCCCGACUCGCUCGCUUCCCUCCGCAAGCUCGCUGAGAGCUACCAGAGCAUGCAGAAGGGCGUUGAGGGUGAGAACAAGGAGCAGGACGAUGAUGACAUCCCCGACCUUGUCGAGGGCGAGAACUUCGAGGGCAAGGCUGACGUCGAGUAAACGUCGCCAAUCAACAAUCCCCGACUGCAAUAAAAGCAAAAAUCUACUUGUCAAUCGCAUUUCCUUCUCGUCACGCUGCUUCCGGUGCUGCGUGUGGCAAUCCGGUCAUCUUUCGUCUUCUGUUAUGCCCGGGAUGAGCUAGGAUUGAUCUCGAUACAAUCCCGCCAUCCCUAUGAAUGUACGUUCCCAACCUCUGGCAAGCUUGGCUGUAGACCAUGUAUUAUGACUCGGAGUCUGUUGGUCUCAUACAGGCCUAAAUGGAAUGCUGAAUGCAGGUUCAUGUGCCUUUCGGUAUGCAGUACAGUAGCUUGGGCAACCUUUCACUUCCGAAUUGUGAAUGUGUCUAUUAUUUGCUUUGCGCCAUGUGCGUUGCUUCUGAUGCCACAGUUACCAAAUUCUUGUCCUUCAUUCCUCCCAUCCUAAUUUUGAUGUGCAUCCUGUCACUGGG